AUGAUAACACCUGCCCGCCUGGCGACACAAAGGUAUCGAUCGUUGUGGAUAAGCUUCCAUCUAACAAUGAACAUGCCAGACUUUCUUCGCUUCUCGAUCAUCCUUCGCCCGUGCACCCAUAGCGCAAUCAUCGAGAGAGCAUGCAAGACCACAUUGUUCCUGACGUAUUUCCGUCGAUGUGCCAUUCCUGAUCCCUCAAAGGGAGCAGGAAGUGUGAAACUUCAUACUGUUGGCUCCGAGCCGCACACAAUGGGGAGCACGAAUGUUACCUUGAUUCCAUUCAAGACGGUCUCCGAAGAAGCCGAAACAUUUAUUCUAACUUGA
Molecule: messenger RNA, 324 nt
Organism: Sparassis crispa
Lineage: Eukaryota; Fungi; Basidiomycota; Agaricomycetes; Polyporales; Sparassidaceae
Exons: 5
Coding region: 1-324 (107 amino acids)
Source: RefSeq, a predicted model, not a curated record